Pistacia vera is the source of this 1525-nucleotide messenger RNA. RefSeq lists its product as uncharacterized. The transcript is spliced from 3 exons. NCBI's taxonomy places the organism in Eukaryota, Viridiplantae, Streptophyta, Magnoliopsida, Sapindales, Anacardiaceae. The coding region runs from base 129 to 1079 and encodes 316 amino acids. The record is from RefSeq and is a predicted model, not a curated record.
UCCAUAACUAACUAAAGAAUUCACCCCACUGUCUAUAAAAGCCCCUCUAAAACCCUUCAUUUCCUCCUCCCCUGCAUUAACUUGAAAACAAACUCAAACAAAAAUUACUCUAAAGACAGAGAAAGAAAAUGCUUACCGAGAAGAAGAAUCCACUCCCAGAAAUUCCUACCAUCCAAGAACAAGAAGCAGAAGAAGAAGAAGAAGAGCUCCUCCUUCUUCAAGAAACCGCUACCAUGGACUCCUCCACCUUCUUUAAAGACGAACCCACCGCCACCACCACUACUGGCUUCUCUAACCUCCACCUCACCAACCACCAUUCUUGCUCCUCCUGCGGUUGCAAUGAAAACUCCGCCUCCGCCACCCCCUCCUCCUCCUCUGCCACUCUCAAACGUUCCUCCUCUGAAUCCAACACUCUCCAACCCAGUUCCAAGAAACCCAACAUCAACCCCACCUCUCUCUUUGGCUUCUCCAAGAUUCCUCACACUACUACCUCCGCAAUCACCUCACCCUCUGUCUCGGCCCCGGCUCCGAACACAUCUCCGAGCCAUCCUUUUCUCCGACGCUGCGUUUAUGAUCUCGGAGACCCACUCCCUACCCAAGUAGCGGCUGAAACACCUCAGUCGCCCCAGUCACAGAAUGCGAACAUGUUGUGCCCAGGGACUCCGUUGUCGGCGGCGAAGUUUCCGCCUAUACCAUCGACUUUAAGGCGGUCGGUGUCAGACCCCAAUCCGUCUCCGGCCCCUACGUUUUCCAGUUCAUGCGACGGCGUGGGAGAGUACCAUGUUCCUAAUGCAGAGUGGGCGAGGAAGUUUAGUAAUUGUAUGAAGGAAAUGGCUCGAAAAUGGGAUGAAUUGCUUGGUUUUGAAGAAGAUAAGGGCGGGGAAGAGAACCACAACCGAAGCUACAGCAACGACGUUGAGAACAACAAUGCAUCAAUGGAUAAUUGUGGGGAAGAUUUUGUUGAAGCUGUGACGGUGGAGAAGGCCGGCAAGUGUUUGAUUAUCCAUUUCAAGUGUCCUUGUGGCAGAGGAUAUCAGAUUCUACUCUCAGGGAAGAACUGUUACUACAAGCUCAUGUAGACUGCUGGUAUAAUGUUGGCUGCUGGUGGUAUUGAUUUUGACUACUGAUGGUUGAUGAUAUUGAUUCUUUGAAGUUACUGUAUAAUGUUGGCUGCUGUUAGUAUUUAUUUUGAUUACUGAUGGCUGAUGAUAUUGAUUCUUUGAAGUUACUGGUACAAUGUUGGCUACUAGUGGUAUUGAUUUCUGAAGAUACUGAUGGAAUUGGUUCUUUGUCUUGAAGUAAAACUCAUUGGGGUGCAAUUGAUUCUGUAUUUUGAAGUCAAGUUUUUCAAUGUGACUGCUUGGUGUAGCUGAUGCAGAAGUUGAAUUGUAAUUACUUGUGUAUUUUGAAGUCAAGUUUUUUAAUGUGACUGCUUGGUGUAGCUGAUGCAAUUGGUUCUUUGUCUUGAAGUAAAACUCAUUGUGGUGCCAUUUUAUAAUUUCUACCUUAGCAAUGCCAUUUUAUA